AUGAAUAGAGAUAUAACGAGUUAUUCAAUUGUUGGCCGAAUUGGCGAAGGCGCUCAUGGGCUUGUGUUCAAUGCUCGUCAUCUACCAACCGGCAGGGAAGUGGCUCUGAAGAAAAUUCUCAUCAAAAAUCUAGAAGAUGGUAUACCAGUGAAUGUUAUGAGGGAAAUUAAGGCUUUGCAAUUACUCAGAUGUAAAUAUGUAAUAAAGCUAUACGACAUGUUCCCAAGUGGUAUGAGCUUAGUUCUAGUACUAGAGUACAUGUGCUCAGGUCUAUGGGAUAUGCUGCACCAUAAACAACAAGAGCUGACCUUGCCAAGAGUAAAGGCCUACGCUCAAAUGCUUUUGAAAGGGACGCGUUAUAUGCACGCACAUUAUGUCAUGCAUCGGGAUCUUAAACCAGCGAACUUGCUAAUAAAUCAUGAAGGUGUGCUUAAAAUUGCUGACUUGGGUCUGGCUCGUCUGUUUUGGCCAGAUGGCGGACGUCCUUAUUCCCAUCAAGUAGCUACGAGGUGGUACCGAGCACCAGAGCUCUUGUAUGGAGCCCGGUAUUACAGCGAAAAUGUGGAUGUUUGGGCCGUUGGAUGCAUAAUCGCUGAAAUGAUAACCAAGAAGCCGCUGUUUGCUGGUGAAUCAGACAUAGAACAAUUAGCGAUCGUCGUGCAACACCUUGGCACGCCAACUGAAGAGACGUGGCCUGGUCGUUCGGAUCUCCCAGAUUACCACAAGAUCACGUUUCCGGAAUGUCCUCCCAUGUCAUGGACAGACAUUUUACCUGACGUUGACCCAGAGGCUCUCCAUUUUAUAAAAUCAUUCAUACUUUAUGAUGAGAAGAAGCGUAUAUCUGCAAAGGAGGCCUUAAAGCAUUCGUGGUUUCGUUCAAAACCAACAGCCGCCAAUCUUGAAGAAAUGCCAAAACCAAAUCCGAACGCCAAAUGGUAA
Messenger RNA from Leptosia nina, 939 nucleotides. Lineage: Eukaryota; Metazoa; Arthropoda; Insecta; Lepidoptera; Pieridae. The record is from the annotation of a GenBank genome assembly.